AUGUCCGAAGGGCAAACCCAUGUCGAAACUGCAGCGGAACCCGGAGUCCGAGCUCGGCUGCUCCUAACUAGCCUCCGAUCUAACCAAGAUUGCCACCGCAGUUUGAUGAAAGUGAAGGAGGCGGGAGGAUUGAACCCUGCGGAAAUGGAAAAAAUCGACGAAGAUACAUCGAGGAUGGCGUCAGGACAAAGGAGCCUCUUCUCUCUCUUGAAGAGGUUGAUGACCCAAGAACUGGCUAACAACGGGGGAGGAAGUUUGCAGGUUGAACUUGUCGGAAAUGUCCUGUCUGAAAAAGACUGGGAGAUCUUGGAGGCUAUCGUCGAUGCCCUAAACCCACAGCAGCAGCAGCUGCUUGACCAGCAAGGAGCGACCUCCGCCGCAUCCGCCUCCGUCGCCUCCGCGGCCGCCACAUCCGCCGACGAAAGUCCGGGACCGCUAAGACGGUGGAUUUUGGAAAGGGGAAUGGUGAUUCUGACGAUAUUCACAAGGAUUUUGGACCUUUGGCUUGAAGAUUUUGUUUUUUCAGCAAUGUCCAGGCUUAAUCCCGUCCAAUGGCUUGUUCGCAGAAGAUGGGGAUGGUGAAACGGAAGGAAUUUGAGGGAAAAUAGCUUCAAAGAAGGAAACGAAGCAGAGACAGUUGAUGGUGAUGGGAAUGCAGUACGUAGAAGAAUUGGUUCAGGUGUUGUCUGUUUGCAUGGAAUGCAUGUUUCAGAAUAAUUG
Molecule: messenger RNA, 720 nt
Organism: Malus domestica (apple)
Lineage: Eukaryota; Viridiplantae; Streptophyta; Magnoliopsida; Rosales; Rosaceae
Source: RefSeq, a predicted model, not a curated record